AUCCAGCAGUGGACAGGCUGACCUGUGAGCCAGGGCCUUGCAACAACGUAAUCUGGACGGUUGAAUGGUUAGUAACAUUCGUUUAUGUUAGUGUUGGGAAUAUGUAAAUAAAUGCUGAUGGCAAUAUCAAAUAUGUUCUAGAAUGCUGCAUCAAAACUAGUGUUACAUUGUGUUGGAGGACUCUACUCCGUGUUAUCAUUUAUCUGCUGUUUAGCUUGUGUAUUUCUAUUGUAGCCAGCACUCUGUUCUGGGUGGGGUUUAGUCUAACUAGCCUCUCUGAAGUUUAGAGGCUGAAAGGGAUGUCAGGUUUGUGUGUGGAAAGAUUACAUUUUGGUAAGGUUUGCUUUGUGACUUUAUAUUCCUACAAGGUGAUCUCUCUAGGCUUCAUUAAAGGGGGAAGAAGAGUGGGCUCUUAUUUACAGUUUAUUCAGGAUUUGGGGUGUCUGCACAUUCUGUGAUCUCCUAUAGACUUACUGCUUUCAAAUGUACAACUUCCACUCUGCGGAAAUUAAUGCGUUCUCUAACUGCUGUUGCAUAUGAUGAAGAGAUCAUUUUCACUUUAAGAAUCUCUGGUUUUCUAGACUGGCAUAAGUGUAUAUAGUGGGGUGUGUGUGGGGUUUUUUCUCCCCUUGCCAAAAAAAAAGUGUCACUCGUUGUGUCUUUAAAUGCUGUUGCUUUCAAACAACCAUUGUGUAGAUGACCCAACACUUUUGAAUUCUGCACUUUGACAUAAGUAAUUCAGGAUGCUGGAGAGCCUCUGGUUGCAGUCAGAACAGUUUAACUAAAAUUAAAGGAACAAUACCUACAUUCUCUUGGCACUAUUGCUACUUCACUGAGCUGUGUUUUGUGGUGCUUAGUAUAACUUUCAAGGGCUGUCUUAGCCUAGGUUAAUGCAUUCAUAUCAGUGUCUAAUGACUCCCAUUGUCUGAUCAGAUUACCUGUCACUUGGCCAAUAAAUGCUGUCAAAAAUUGAUAUUGCGAAAGUGUAUGUCAAGCAUUAGACUGGUUUUGAGCGACCUAUGAUUUGUCAAACAAAUCAACUGGUUUGACACAAAACUAAGGUUGACGCCCCCCCCCACUCUGAGUGUAAACUUUUUGUUCUGGAUGGGUAGGGACUUAUGGGCCUGUGUGUGUGUGUAUAUGUAUCCUACUCAUUUUAUGUUUAGGGCUUGGAAAAGACCAACUUCCUUCUGGUCAUUUUGUACUGUGAUGCAUUCAACAUGUUGGUUCAUUAACUGAUCCCUCAUCUCCUCCUUUUCCUAAAGUAGUAUUGUGGUUUCAAAGGAUAACGUUCGUUCUUUUACUUUAAAGAUCUGCAAUGGUGCAGCUGUCUCCCUCAAGUCCUAGCACACACGGAGAAUCACAUUUGGUGAACAAUGAUGAAGACUACAAAUAUCUGGAUGGCAAGGGGAGCCUUAAACUACUGCAGACCUCAAUCUCCCCAACUGCUUCCCCUCUCCAAGUCUUUGAAACUUAUUUGGAUAAUGGAUUGGUUAGUUUGAAGCACAAAAUCAGGAACAUCGAAAAAAGGAAGGUAUUUGGAAUACUAAAUCUUUCUCUCUGGAAAGGUAACUUGGUUGUAUGUAGGAUGUAGCUAAAGGGUAAUAUAACGGUAAGAUCUGUGAUUUUGUACUAGCUAUCUAAAUAUCUUAGAUGUUUUUGGCUUUAUUUUCAAAGUCAACACAUAAAUCCUGCUCCCCCAAAUAAGAUUGCUGGCAUGCCACUUCAUGGCAGCAUAUGCCCAAGGUUUUCAUUUAUCUCCUAUGAUUAGUCAGGGAGUUUAAGUAAUUUUGGAUAGUUGUUGGAUCUACAACUAAAACAGGUGGGGGGGGGAGGGGGAGAUCUAAUAUUUGCAAUAUUCCUCUUAACUGUGGGAUAACCCGUAUAGUUACAACAUACAAAAAAGAGAAUUUGGAGGAUGUAAAAAAAACAUGACCUGUGGGAAUAGUGGAAUACUCCUAGGUAAAGCAACCUUAGUUGUUAUAACUUUUUUUUUUUUUUAUUCCUAAAAUUGUUCAUCAAGUGUUGGACUUGAAAAGUGUAACACAAACUGGACAAAAAAAUAUAAUCUUACUAUUAUCAACACGGGGGGAAAAAAGCCGAUUUCAAAACGGUGGAUCGUAGGAAGUCUACAGUACGGUUAUAGCAUAAUCGCUUAACCUAACAUAUCAGGAUGUAUUCUAGACUAACUCCCCAACAAAACACUAUUACUCUAGCUUCCCCUCUCAUCCAUUAUACAUUAAUUCUCUUAACUGACACCAUAUUAAGUAUACUGCUGGCAACAAUUGUUGCAACAUGAUCUAGCUUACUACUAAUUGCUACCAGCUACAAAGAGUAUUCUUUCUGUUCAUAUCACUUUCAAUUUGGAAUACUAACAUUUAAUGUCAAUUAUCAGCUGACCGUUACUAGUGUGGUAUAGUUAUACCAAAUCCAUUUUGAAACGAUACAAGGAGAAUAUUUGUAUCCCUUUAGUAAUCUCAAUGGGAGGCUAAUUAUAUCCUUCUAGAACAGGGAAAGUCUGUCAAGAUCAAGGUGUGCCCACUAGGCAUGAUAGGGAAAGUUUACUCUCAGACUUGAGAUUCCCCGUUUUAUUCCCUUUACCCACAUUGCAUCAACUAUAUUGCUAAUUACAAUUGUUGCAACAUUUUGAAUACACCAUAAUUGUAACUGGGCAGUUUACAGGUCUCUGUAGCCUAACUAUUUAUUUGCUAGUGUUAAGUGUUUGUUUACGUAUGAGUUUUUUGUGGGUUUUUUUUUUUUUCUCUGUAUGUUGGAUCCAAUUCCAAACUUUAACCAUUUGUCAUGAGGGUUUUACCUCUUAUCUGUGAUAAUAGGUUUUAUAUAAAUUUUCCCCAAAGGUAAAAUUGGAAGACUAUAAAGAGCGCCUAAAUAAUGGGGAGGUACUCAAUCAAGACCAACUGGUAUGUAUCAUUAUGUAGUAUGUGUCUGCAUCUGACUGAUCACUGUCUAAACCUGUAGAUGUUAUGUGCCAAUCUCAUUUCAUUCCAGGAGGCAGUUGAGAAGUAUGAAGAGGUGAUUCAUAAUCUGGAGUUUGCCAAAGAUCUUCAAAAAACCUUUUCAGUUCUGAACCAAGAUGUGAGUUCACCAUAAUUGUCGCCUUUUUUUUUUUUUGUUUUUGUUUUUUGUUUUUUCCUCCCAGUGAGAACAGUUACUCUUCUAUGAGAAGCAUGUGGCUACACGCUAGUGAGUCUUGGUGCCUGAAAAAAGGUAGUUAGUUUAACUCCUCACUAGUCACAAAGCGCCUUGUAAGGUGGCGCAGGGAGAGAACUGACUAUAAUGGAAGGUAGGCAGAUUAAGUAUAUUGUGCCAGUAACCAGAUGAAGGGUGGAUUGGAUAAGGUGAAAUGGGGAGGCUGAGUGAACAGUGUAAGCUAGUGACCUGGGAUGACUAGUGCGAUCAAGACUGCAUAAUAUUUCAUGAAAAUGGUCACAGUAGUGGGGUGUGUGGGGUUUUUUUUUUUUUAUCCUACCCAUUUUGGUAUCUCUACAUGAUUACACAUUGCAAAGUUUGACAGUCAGUCAAACUGCUCAGCCAACUUUGAAGUGAUUAUCAUGGUCUAAAAGUAACUCUUGGCAACUCCUAUUUGCUUGAACAACUUCCCAAGGUUUGCCAGCUUGAAAGGGUUAAUCAGUGGAAUGGGAUGCCACUCACCCACAAAGUCCUUUAAAGGUUAUAGUCCAAGCAUAAAUCUGAACUGGUGCAGCUUUACUGAUAACAACAUAGAUGUGUCUAAAUCUGCUCCUGUAGUCCUAUUUUGGGUUGCACAUAAUAAAAAAUAAAAAAAAGGUUCGCAGAUUCUGCAAAAAGCAUGUCUAUAGAUGCAGUUAUGCAUUUCUUCUAGUUACUGAAGGCUCAGAAAAAAGCCUUGCGGCGAGAGAAUCUAUUGAAAGUGGAAAUGGAGAAGAAGAGACUGCGUACUAUACUUCAGAUUCAGUACAUGUUCCAGUCAUACAGCCAGGAACAUGUCCAGAAGGACUUUAAGGAUGGAUUGAAUGGUGCACUGUGUCUCUCCUCUAAAGAACUGGACUACCUGUCAAAGUUCUCCAGACUUGUUUGUUCCACAAGGCAUCAGCACAUGAGGUGUGUCAGAUUCACACAACUGUAAUAUGAAGCCAAGCUCUUAAUGUGUUGCAAAUCUAACAUCUGGUGUCCUGGGAACACUGCCUCUCCUGCUAACUAACUUGCAUCACAUGGCUACAUCUUUUGUGCUCAUAAUGUAUACAUGGGAUUUGCUGUCACUUGUUUUGACAUGAUUUUGUUGACCUAAUUCAAGAGUGCUUUUGUGUAUGCAAUAUAUAGUAUUUGGGGGGGGGGGGAAAUACACCCAAUAAACAAACCUGCACUAAGUUUGGAAUCUUGAGGGGGUUAUAAAUUGUUACAUAAUCUAAAGUGACUGCACAAUAUAGGCUAUUAACCAAAUUCACUUCAUUUACAACUUUUGAUAGUGUCUCACACCUCCACAGUGGUGUAUCUACCUUCAAUUGUGCACCUAAUAAGAUUAAUGUAUUCUGUGUAAAGUCUUGAAGACCAGAUGGAUCAGUUGUCAGCCUACUUCUGGAACCUCCUGGAUGGCAGUGAGAAAACAGUAGCUGGGACAAACUGUAAGUCUUGUGGGGGAAGAUGUCUGUCCUGUUGAGCAGUAUUAAAAUGCCUUUGCAUAGCAAUUAACAUUGAUGUUGCUUCCAGAUUGGUCCUAUUGGGCCAAUGGAGUGCAUGACAUGAGCUGUCUUGAUAUAGUGUUUAUUAUUCUUGGAGAAUAAGAUGCAGCAUAUGACUUGCCACAAAUCUAGCCUGUAUUAUUUAAUGUUAUGUGGGGACAUCAAAACACUACCUCCAACUUUGUUCUACCAGUUUCACCUGUUAUGCUUUUUGUAGAUAAAUACUUAAAAUACUUGGUGUCCCGUAUGCUGGACUGUGGGUACUUUGAAAGUGUACCUGAUCCUCCCUCUGAACAGAAGAUACCAGAACCUUCUCUGCAUGCACUGACCAAAAAUCACACCAGUGAGGACAAGCAUGAUCACAGCUGUGGUGUGAACACCAAACCAUCUUGUGACCCCAGUAAGUGAUUUCUAUUCUAGCGCCAAAAUCCUAUGUUGUGGGCAACACAUUAUCUAAUCCUUUCUCUUAGGGAUGUGUGUACACUUGUUAAAUUUUAUUUUUAUUUUUUUUCCUCUUUAAUUAUUGGGUAGUUAACUGACUUGGUAAGAACAUGGCAGUUGUACCACAAAACACAUUCCAAGACCUUUUAUAGAUUAGAUGACUUGGUCCAUAGAACAGUUUGAAAGCUGUAAUCUGACUGCAACAGACUAAGGAACCAUUGACCUAUUAAUUAUGCAAAGUCCUAUAACUGCUGGUGGUUUUAAAUGUCCCCUCAAUUUGAUUUGCUGUAAAUGUGUUAUUUUUUUUUUUUUUUUUUAAUUAUAUUCCCUUUUCCCAGAGCCUCUUGUGGACGGUGUAAGGUGUGAGGUAAGUGGUCUAUAUAACAAAAUUAAAAUAUGUAAGUCUUGUGUCAAUGCUAAAGAACACCUUGCUUCUUGUCAAUUUCGCUUCUCCUCCCCACUUUUGAAAAUCUGCUUUUGCACUUGCAUUCCUAGGUCACUUGCCUUAAUAUGCCAUACUUUUCUACUUAUUUAUAUAGCGCCAACAGAUUCCGUAGUGCUUUACAAUAUUUUGAGAGGGGGGGGAUGUAACAAAUAGGACAAUUACAAGAAAACUUACAGGAACAAUAGGUUGAAGAGGACCCUGCUCAAACGAGCUUACAGACUAUAGGAGGUGGGGUAUUUGAAACAUUAGUACUUCAAAAGAACUUGUCAUGGGUUUCUAACUAUAUAGUUGUAGCUAUGUUUUAGUAUUCUUGCUUUGUUAUACUAGCUUCCCGUAGGCAACACCACACCAGUGGUUCUAGUUAAGGAAGUACCGGAGCCAAAACCAGUACAAAAAGCUUAUACAAAGCUGCAAGGGCUAAGGCCAUGGGGCACAUCUGCUGACACAAAGCUGCAAGAACCAAAGAGAUGGCCUUCUCCUCCCCAUCUAACACCUCUCCGAAAGUCAUGGGAAGCUGCAAGUCUUGUGCAAAACUGCCCUCCUGUUAAGAAAUGUGAGACUGAGCCAAAAGAGGUAUUCACUUUUUAAAAUUUUUUGUUUGUUUAAAACUUUAUCUGAUCUCCGAUUAACAUGUACACCUGUCUAUUCCUAGAAACGUGAACGUGUGCGCAAGGUCCCUCCAGAGAUAAAGAUAACUGCAAGCAGUAAACCGGUAUGUUUUCCAGCAACACAUGGUAUGGUUUGGUUUCUUUAUUAUAGGAUCACUUUUUUUAGAAAAGCUUGUAGGCUGGUCUUAACCACUCAUACUACAGUGUCUUCAAGGAACUCCACUACUUUGACAGCUUUGAGGUACUUAGCGUUUUGAUUUGAGGUCCCAGACUAACAGUACUGUUUACUAAAGUGCAAACUGUGACUUUAAUUAAACCCCAAUGGAGCCAAAGAUUACUUUUUAGAAAUUUUUCCAGUUAUUUAUCUUCGUGUUAAAUUUGAACAUUACUUAGUGGUUUUUUUUUUUUUUUUCACACAAUAGGAGUUGCAAGUGCCUCUUGUUAUAAAUGGGCAGAGUCCUUUGAAGAAAAGGGAGCUACCAUCUGCUUUCCAGGAGAAUUGCAAACCACCUGCAUCAUUGAGCACCACACAGGUCAGGGUUCCCAUCCAGGAAUCAAAUUAUUUUGCUUCUAUGUUCAGCAUGCAAAUCUUAUUGUAUCUUCACAACCUUCAGUUUGUGAAAUAUUUUGCAAGGGCUGUUGGUAUGUAUAUGUUGGCUUUCCAGUCUGACAUCUAAACACUGUGUAGUUAUGUAUACACUCAGCCUCCUGUCACAAAAUAUUGUGCUAGUAUAUCACUGGGAGUUUUGCGUUGAUCAGUUUCAAUGUCUUAAAAAAAAAAAAAAAAAAGAGAGAGAAAUCAUACUCCACUUCUCUUGGUGCUGUCUAUGUAUUGCUGUCCAGAAGAGUGCAGUUCUAGGAACAGCUAAGAUAGUGCAGAACCAUCAGACUCACAGCCCUCUGCUAAAGGACCAGAGUGAGGAAUGAAUAAAUUUUUUUUAUAUUUGAAAAUUCAGAACUGUAGAUGGAUGUGUGGCUGUAUAACCACUUGAUUUUUCUAACUUAUUUGAUCUGUUCAGGGACACAGCUUUGCUGGGGGUAAACUUGGACAUGUGUGCAUAUUAACUUGGUUUAGGGCAUCAACUCUCGUUGUGCUGCCAUACAUCAUGUCCAGGCUCUCUACUUUCUAAAAGGACUGCCAUAUCACACUGAAGUGUGAUAACUAUGGGUUGUCUUGCUUUAAAUUUUUUAUUUUUUUUAUUUUUAUUUUUUCUCCUCCUCAACUCUUCAGUGUCACGUGGUUACACCUCAGUCACCUACAGAGUUCUGCUCAUCUCCAAAUCUUCCAAAAGAUCCAGAACUGAGAAAAAAGAAGCUGGAGGAUCUGAUUGAUCAGAUAAAGGGAACUUACAACUUUAUGCAGGUACAGCCAUGAAAUGGCUUUUAUUUUUAGGAUAUGAAGUGGAGUUUAAUUACUCACAUUGCUAAAACUUGUUAAGGAUUCUCCUGAACCACAAGGCUUUCUUCACUGACCAGUCAUGAGUUGCUAUUAAGCCAGCUAUGGAAGCUUUUUUUCUUAGUCCUUACAAAUGUAUCACAAAUACAAUGCAAUCACCUACAAAAUUUAAACCUUAAAACUCUUUAUUGAAAUCCACUCCAUACGUAACUUAUUUAGAAAGCAUUCUCAAUAUUGAGUUCCAAGGGUGACCUUGUAGAAAUUCACACAUUUUAUCCUCUCAAUAGGUGCCUCCAUCUUGGUUCAAUUUCAGUCAUUGUUACUUCUGUCCACGGCACUUGGCAUGGAAACUGCAUACAAAGAGAAGUGACACUGAGAUUUAUUAAAGGGUUGCUUAAAGUUGUGUAUUCUUGGCACAACUUCAAUUGACUGAAAAUGAUUAUCCUCUUUAAACCACCAUCACUUUGCAGUCUUCUGAAACUCCAUUUCUGUUCAUACUGGCUGAAUUUACUUUAUUUUUUUGAACGCUUUAUUAUAUACAGUCAAAAUCUGACUUGGUUACUUUUCUGAACGACUUGAUAAAUAUCCUCCAUUCUUUCCAUUUGCAAUAUACAGCUUGCUAAAAUGUAAAAACUUAAUGGAGCAUCUCAAGAAAAUUAACCCAAGUGGGGUAUCUGGGUGGCCGCUUUUUUUUUUUUUUUUUUUUCCCCUCCUUCUUUCAAUAGUGAAAACUCCAGAUAAGUGACUGUACCCCUUUUAUUGGUGUUCGUAAAAGGGCUUGACCACUAUGACUUUUGCAUUUAAAAAAAAUUUAAUGUAAAAUCUAUUAAAAUUUGUUGUUUUUCUAUGCAAAUAGGAUUCUGUGUUGGAAUUUGAAUACCCUUCUCUAAGAGCUUCACAUUUGCCUCUUCAAAGCACUCCAAAAGGUGAAUUACUGCAUAGUAACAUUCUACUUUGCUUGUGCACAACCUGCUGAAUAUAAAUAUAACUUGGUUGACUAUGGUAUUGCUGAAACUAGGUUGACUUCUCCUGUGGGAUCUUGGUUCAGUGUAUGCAUACCUUCUGCAUAGUUAUCAAGUUAUCUUGCACUUAACCAAUCCAUGAAGGGAAGAAUAAAUUAUUUUAUAGAACACGAAGGCUACAUAGGCUGACCUUUCUUCUGUAGAUCCUGUUUCAUUUUUAUGUGUGUAACUUUUAUUUAUAUAUAUAUAUAAUUAUUAUAAUUUUUUUUUUUUUUUUUCUUCUUUCUCUAGUUGCAAAUGAUCUCCAUCAAAUGAGUAGAGCAGACCAACCUUCUCCCAAGAAGGUAAGUAACCAGCAUGACCAGAGAACAAUUAAGCAACACAGGAUAAAUGUCAAGCUCCUGAAUAUUGGCCAGACAUAUAUGAACUACAGUUAAGGCCUAAAACAGUCCUUAUGUUCUAAAGGUUAUCUAACUCCAAAUUGGCUGUAAACUUUACUAAUAAGCAACCUCUGCAACCCACAGCUUUAAAAACUGCUCUUUCCAUAAAUGGUGGCAGUAUUCUGUUCUUGCUCUCCACCUUCAAUGAUGACAUUCUUAAUAUCUGCAACGACAGCCAUGGCUAGCCUUGGUUGCUACCAGUCUCUGCCAGACAGAUCCAAAAUACACUGUAAUCUGAACCAUUAAGCAAAAGUUGCCACGAGAUGUUGCUUUGUAUCAGUCGAAGUUACAAACCUAAAACCGUCCAGUCGCCAUUUUAUGACUGACUGACUUCCUAAAUUCAGCUCAGUCUGGUGCUAGCAAAUUGCUUAGAUACAAACCAUAGGGUCAAUCCAACUAUAGGGGAAAUAAAGAACAUAGUGCAACUCUGUAUAACACUCAUAGUAAUGUUUUGUGCCAAUGGGUCACUAACACUUUAACUGAUAAAAUAGGGCAUUCAGAAAUCUAUGGAGAUAUCUGGCAGUAUCUUGCUUCCAAUCACUGGUUUUGCAGCUCUCAGCAGGAUGUAAAACAAAGUGCAUCCAAAAUGAGAUAUAGGAAAAUGUAGAUAAGUAUAAAAGUAACUUAUUACUUACAGAGGUAAGGAUCAAUCAGCAUAAAAUCUGUCCAAUGCGUUUCCUCCCAAUUAGGGACUUCCUCAAGUACUUUUAAAUAGUAAGACAGGUAUACAAAUUAAACUAUCCUUCCCUCUAAUUAAAUUGCUUACAGGGUUAUUCAUAUUUGAGGUAAAUUUAAAAUUUUAUGAUGAAAGUAGCAAAUCUGGAAGAAAAUUCUAAAUUGGAUAUGCUUCCAGCUCAACUAUUCUAGCCUUAAAUGUGUAAUUGAUUUAGGAUUAUUCACCAAAAGGGCGAAUUCAAUUUCACUAAAGACUAACAUACUCAUGCACUCAGUAACUCUGUCCUGCAGGAGUUCAACAGUUCAUGAAGGUUCUAAUUUUAAUGGAAGAUUCAGAGCCAAAGCAUUUUGGUGUCUGGGUAUUUUUAAUGGACCUGUGAAUAAAAAGCUGAACUUGCUGUAGAAUUUUGUAAUUUCUCAGCUGCAAAAACUAAAGUAAUUGCAAGGUCACCGGCUGCAUGGGCUUAGAAGACAUGACUGUAUUUUCUAGAAGUUGUAUUGGAUAAGUCUAGUGACCCUAAUGAGCAUCAAAAUGACUGUUUGCAACAUCAACAGAAGUCUUGUGGCACAGAAGGCUUAUGUCUGAAAGUCAUGGUCCGUAGAUGACAAUUUGACUACUGUGACAUGCUCUCUGGUUCUCAUCUUGCAUUACUAAAUUUAAGCUGUGUCAAGGGUAGGAAACAUACACAAGAUGGUAGCCCCUACUUCGUGUUUUUUUUUUUUCGCAUUGGCUCCAAAAAGAACGGCUUAUAGAAGAGGGAAAACAAAGUGGCUCUGUCACAUCAAAUUCUCCUUUCUAAUAUUUCAAAGUCUGAGGCUUGCUACAAGGUUCACUGGAGAAACUGUUUUUGUUCUUACUAGCAACUUCAUAGUAUGUCAGUCUUGGAAGGUUUGGGCACAAGGUGCUUUCAGCUGUUGUGGACUAAAGUAGACCUUACCCCACCCAUGUUCCCUUGCUACAUAUCUACCAUAAAGGGGUGUGGCUUUAUUUUCUCAUGGCUACCAUUUGGGAUUGCUGCCAAUUGGAAAGCAAUAUGUACAAUUUACUCUUGAGUGUGACUAAAUGUUAAGGUCUGUUAUAAAAUAUAUGCUUUAGCAUUGCAGAACUGUUUAAAUACAAUGAUUGGAAGGUAUGUCUUCUGUUCCUAGGUCUCUUCUCCUCAAACUCCUCCUGCUCCAAAAGAAUUUGAAACAAGUGAGCCACUUACGCAAACAUUCUCAGAACCAGAAACCACUGAAACUACAGAACCAACUCUUCAAUCACCAAAUGUGUGUUUACAUGUGGUACACCCAGCUUCUUAAAUCUAAAUACUGCACAUGAAUAUCUAACUUCAACAUUCCCAUGCAUAUAAAACUAGUCACCAGAACUACAGCUUAAAGGACCACUAUAGUGCCCUGAGGGUGCCCCCACCCUCAGGGACCCCCUCCCGCCUGGCUCUGGAAGGGGUAAAAGGGUUAAAUCUUAGCUCUCAGCCCAGCGCUGGAAAAAAGGUAUCUUCCUCCCCAUCGGCUGAAUGCGCGCGCGUUCAGCCGGUCACAUAGGAAAGCAUUCAUAAUGCUUUCCUAUGGACGCUGGCGGGCUCUCACUAUGAAAAUCAGUGAGAAGCACGCUAGCGGCUGUCAAUGAGACAGCCACUAGAGGAUUGGGGGGAGGUUUAACCCAUUCAUAAACAUAGCAGUUUCUCUGAAACUGCUAUGUUUAUAAAAAAAUGGGUUAACCCUAGAAGGACCUGGCACCCAGACCGCUUCAUUAAGCUGAAGUGGUCUGGGUGCCUAGAGUGGUCCUUUUAAUGUAGUUCUGGUGAGUAUAAUUAUAUGCAGGUGUUUACAUUGCCCCUAGGGAAACCUCCAAGUGGCCACUCAUCAGAUGGCUACUGGAGGGGCUUCCUGGCUCAGUGCUGCACUGUAGGCAUCUCUGACAUUCAGCGUCCCCACACUCUGCAUGGAAAUGCUGAGUUUUCCUCAGAUGCACUGACUCAAUGUAACUGAGGAUUUGCCAAAACUGCAUUUGGCCCCAUCCCUUUCCAAUAUUAGCCCAUGGGAAAGCAUUGGUUUGGCUAAAAAUAAGCAAUUUAGAUGUCCCCAAGGGGAUGGGGCCGGUGCCAGUGGACCUGCACGGCACUGGAAAUAAGGUGAGAUUUUUCAUGCUUGUAUGGGGGUGGCAAGCAACCUUAAUAGUGAGUUUAGCAGUAUAGGGUCAGGAAUAAAUGUUUGUUCCUGACCCUGUAGUGCUCCUUUAAAUGCUUAAUUGGUUUACCGGAGUGUCCCUCUCUACAGCAUCCUGUUACACCUGUUCCAGAAGAUGACUUUGUGCCAGAAGAGAAUCUUGUGCUAAACUCAAACCCUGAGGUACCAGAGAGAAGUCAGGCAAGUCUUGCAUCCACUACUUAACUGGCACUAUCAGGCAGUAACUCCAGAUUGCACCAUUUCAAUGUAAAGCACUACAAUCAUGCAGGCACAAUCGCCAAAGGAAAUCACUCAGUCUUCCCUUCUCUCUGAACAUCUUGUUAUCACCUUAACAUUGCUAUCCUGACCAAAUGCAAUGUUCCUUACUAAAGUUUUCUCAGCCCUUGGUACUUGGAUAUUUUUUUUUUUUUUUUGUCUUGCCCUGACCCACCCCCAAACUGUUUUAAUCUGACAGAACAGCAGUGCUGCAUGGUGAGUGGAAUUGCUGUCUGUGCUGGGUUGCCACCAGUUAACACUAUGUGCAUACACACUGGGACAUGUGGUGCAGUGCUCCCAAUAGUACCAUUUUAGGACAUAUUGAAGAGUCUCUGUAAAAUCAGUAACCCAAGGCUGGUGGCAUUGCUGACACUAACUUAAAUUUAAGCAUUGGUGUAUGUAUUUGGUUUAUUUAUUUUUUUUUCCAGACCCCUCUGCCAAGUGACCAGCUAUCUUCACCCAAAACUCCUGAUAACACUACAGUCUUACCACUACAGCAGGACCAAGUAUCCAUUUCACCCAGGAGUACACCUGUGCGUAUGAAUGCCUUACACUCCCCCUUUCCAGGAAUGCAGGCAGUAAGUUGCUUUUGAAUUCGCCAUAAUCCAUAUUGCACAAUCUCUAUCAUCCAUGCAAGUGAGACAGAUUUUCGAAAUAACUGUGCUAUGAUUUGUCUUAACAGGGCUUUUGCAAAACAGGGAUUUCGUGUGUAUAUAAUUUUACACUUUUUUUUGUGUACUUUAUUUCUCCAGGUGUUUAAAGUUCAUGCACCUAUUCCUCCAUGCAAAGAACUAGAGGUGACUGCAGAACCAUAUUCCCCCGAAUUUCAUCAGACAUUCUCCACUGUAAGCACCCAAACUCUGCCCCAAUGCCCCUUGGACAAUGCUGGAGAACAAAACAUAUUCAUUCAAGAACCUUUAUGUGGUGAGUUUUGUGGGGGUGUGUUUUUUUUUUUUUUUAAAUAUAUACGGGAGGGGUUGGAUUUAUGGCAAAUGACUGAGUCUGUAUACAACAGGGCUGUCCAACUUGCAGCCCCCCAGAUGUUGCUGAACUACAACUCCCGUCAUUUCCUGGCUAUCUGUUUCAUUGAAAGAAUCAUGGAAGUUGUAGUUCAGCAACAUCUGGGGGCUGCAGGUUGGACAGGCCUGGUAUACAAGGUUCAGUGAUUCUUCUAAUUCUCCACCCCCAUCUAGACUUCUGAUAUUAACGACUGAAACCCUAUAGUGGGGCCAAACUUUCCUUUUGCAUUUUGGUUUGCUCAUGCACUAAUAUUUUUGCAUUUCUUUUUACACUAAAUUGCCACCAUUAUUUGUCAAGAGUAAACUGCUAUUGGUGUGAUCAGUUGUAAGAUUCCCUGUUUACUUUCAUGGGCUAUGACUUAUGUGCCUCUGAGCUUUGCUUAAGAACAUCAGGCUAUAACAUGUAAUGGCUAAUGAUUAGUUAAGUUGCCAAAAGGCAUCAGUAACCGUAACUAUGAAUGUUCUAUUGUCUAAAUAGGAAGCCCAUACACUACAUCAGGAAUUCACCAGAUGAAUAGUGUGUCCUGUUACACCACUGCUGCAAACCUAUUGCCUCGAAUGACCCAGCCUUUUGUGAACAGCCGUGGAUCUGCUAGAGGCACAAGCAGAGGGCGCAUCAUGACAAAUGGCCUCCGCUGCCCAACUCCAUAUAAAGGUUGGUAAUUCCACCAAAUCCUAUUUGGUGAUACUCUAUCAACCUGCACAUUCACACUUGAAGGGACUCUGUAGGCACCCAGACCACUUCAGCCCAUUGACGUGGUCUGGGUGCCAACUCGAUCACCCUUAACCCUGCAAGUGAAACUAUUGCAGUUUUAUAAACUGCAAUAAUUACCUUGCAGGGUUAAGUCCUAGUGGCGAUCUAUCAGACAGCCACUAGAGGGACUUUCAGCUUAGACGACUUCUGGUCGUCUAAACGACUCUAGAUGUCCUCACGUUAUGCAUGAGGACCUACAGUGUCGCUGGAAUCCCCAUAGGGAAGCAUUGAAUAAUGCUUUCGUGUGUAGGUCUAAUACGUGUGCAGCCACGGCUUGGGUCUCUCCUCAUGGAUGUCUGUGGGCGGAGCCUGACCCAGCACCAAGGGACAGCGGUGCUGGAUUCAGGUAAGUGUCUGAAGGGGACUUGACCCCUUCAGCAACAGGGGGCAUUUAAAGGGAUUCUCUGUGGAAACUGAUAGCUCGUACCAUGAAUGUCAAAGCACUGCUUGUAAAAUAUGCCACCAUUUCAGAGUGACCAAUUACUUGCUGCCUCUAUCAAAUAUAUUAGCAACAUUCCCUUGACUGCUUUGUUAAAACUGACUUCAAUAAGUCAAUAUGGACAAUAUCGGUCUGAGGCCUCAAUACAUGCUAACCUACUGAGGGUUUUUCAGGUUGGGCUUGGUUUUAAUCUUUAUUGAACGAAGCCUUGCAGAAUGCUACACCAGAAGACUUUUUUUUUUUUUUUUUUUUUUUUAAAUAUGAACCCCUAUCCCCUUUAUGGGUGUUUGUACUCUGCUUCUAAUGAUAUGGCGUCCAUUGCUUUUGAAUUUACAACCUGGCUGCAUCAUAAGGGGACUACUACAGACCUGUAGAUUCCCUAUGUUCCUGGGUCUCCCUUUUUAUAAUGCAGGUUGCUUUUGUAGUUCAGAUCAUUCAGUGGGGUCAAUGGCUGUGACUACAUUUGAUAAGGAUAAGUGUUUGUUUUUUAUUUUUUAAUCUGGAAUGAGAUGUGGCUUCAAGAGUACUUUUAAUCUUGAGACAGUCUCUCAUCUAACUCACUAAAAAAAAAAAAGCCUGCAGGUGCAUGCAGCUAACCCCUAAGCAUUUCACUGGAAUGUUUCUGUAAACCCAAACUUGCUUCACUUAUAUGAAAGUUAACUGUAUACACUGGUUGCAUUGAGGACUCAAGUCCUAAGCAACUUUGUUGUCUUGAUGAAAAUACUCCUCAGCCUGAUGCGACCCUUCACAUUUUUGUUUUGAAGGUGGCUAAGAUAGAAAAAUAAACCUGCGCAUGUCUUCAUUCAAUGUAGGUCCUGAGAGUUACAGAGGAGCGCAUUCUGUCACCAAUGGAAGUUAUGGCCAUGCACCGUGUGCAGGAAGAGAUUAUAAUUCAGCACAGUUUGUCCCUCGGGUAAGAUUUGUUAUGAUGCCUACACUGGAUGUGAAGUUUGUGGGCCUGGUUUUUCUUUAAACCAAACUUGAAAUGAAGCUAUAUGUCAUGGGAAUUAUCAGUUUGUAUAUCUUUAACUUUUUUAUUUAUUUUCUAAUUGUAGGAUGGUAAUGGCCAUCUGGGAAAUAAGAGAGGUACAAUUACUACUGGUGUCCGUUCAAAUUCUAGAGGUUGGUUCUCCCGCAUAAAAUGCUUUUGUUUGUGGGAACAUUAAAUCUUCAGUCAGAACUGACACUUAACACUUUUAAUUCCAUUUACAAAUAGGUUGGAGUGAAUCCUCUCAAACCAGUAGUCCCGAAAGGAAUGAUGUCUUCAGUAACGAUUCAGGACAUGGAGAUUCACGUAGCCUUUCUACUUCUGAUAUGUCAAUGUGCAGCCAGGCGACAACACUCCUGCCAGUUCAUGUCUAUCCACUUCCUCAGCAAAUGAGAGUGGCUUUCUCUGCUGCUCGAACAUCCAACUUUGCUCCUGGAACACUAGAUCAGCCAAUAGUCUUUGAUCUCCUAUUGAAUAACUUAGGAGACACCUUUGACUUCCAGCUUGGACGUUUUCAGUGCCCUGUAAAUGGUACUUAUGUGUUCAUAUUCCAUAUGUUGAAGCUAGCUGUAAAUGUUCCUUUGUAUGUCAAUCUCAUGAAAAAUGAAGAGGUGCUGGUGUCUGCCUAUGCCAAUGAUGGGGCCCCUGAUCAUGAGACCGCAAGUAAUCAUGCGGUUAUGCAGCUAUUUCAGGGCGAUCAGAUCUGGCUUCGUCUGCACAGGGGUGCAAUCUAUGGUAGCAGUUGGAAAUACUCUACCUUUUCUGGUUAUCUGCUCUAUCAGGACUAAUGUCUAGCAUAGUUGUUGGUUGGGAUAAACUUAAGAUGGUUUAUCUGCUGCACUGUUAAUCUGCUAAUGUCUUACUGCAAACUGUUCAUACACUUCAAAAAUAAUUUGUAUCCAUAUUGUAAUAUGGAUACUGUAAGGGUACUGAAGUAUAACUUGCCUAAAGUUGAGU
Molecule: messenger RNA, 16245 nt
Organism: Pelobates cultripes (western spadefoot toad)
Lineage: Eukaryota; Metazoa; Chordata; Amphibia; Anura; Pelobatidae
Source: the annotation of a GenBank genome assembly